AAUGAAAUUUCUUGGCCUACAAUCACGGACUAGCUUUUGAACCUCGAGUGACCUCAGUGCUGACUCUCAAGUAUCCAGGUCUUCUGCCUGCCUGGAAACCUGAGAUCUUAUUAAAUUUAUAUUAAUUGGCAAGAGAGAUAGAGAGAUAAUCUCUCUCGCGCGCGGUAUAUAAUAGUGUCUUGAUGAUGGAUGAGAGGAACUGUACACAAAGGCGACAAGAGUCUCCCCAUCUCAUCGUAUAUCAAUUUUUUUUUCCCGUUUCCUUGUAUCCGCUGAUGGAAGACCUGCAGAUCAGCAAUGGUUUCUUUUACAGAUACGUGAGCUAUCUGUUGCCUGCUUUGAUGAGGCUGAACAAUGAGAGAACUUGUGAAGAAAGCUCAAAUGGAGAACAAUGGAUCAAAGUUGUGAGGCUUGAGGUGGACAUGGCCCUUGUUAUAUCAACAAGGGGUAGAUACCGGUGGCGCCAUGCCCUGAAAUGCAGGCUUGAGAAAAGGAUGAGUUGGAGACCAUUUCAAGGACUGCAGCAAAGUCAGAUGAUACAGGGCUUUUCAUGGCUGCCAAAUUGUCCGAGGCCUUUGGGCAGUCUUGGACUCGUUCGGAACUCUGGCCAUCAUGAGUCCUUGUGCAAUACUGGGGCACUGAGUUCAUGGAAGCCAAGGAAUAAGGCCUUCAGAAGGAGGAGGACCAAGAGUGUUCUGCAAGUGAAGAGGAGGAGCGAGUUCUGCAGGAGGGAGGAGGAGUUUGGUUGUCUUCUGAACGCCUUGAGGGGCCUCAUUCCUGGUGGAAACCUGAUGGGUAUGGAUGAACUCUUCUGCGAAGUGGAGAGCUAUGUGGCAUGCCUCAGAAUGCAAGUGAACAUUCUUGGUUGUCUAGUCAGUGCUCCAUCGUGAUGCAGACAAGCGAGUGAAACAUGCUGCCACAUCAAUGGGUACUUCAUGUUCUAGCGAUUUCGAAUUGCUUUCUCUCCCCCUCCCUCUCUCUUUCUGCUGUAGUGUUUGUUUUCUGUUUCUGUAAAACAAGUGUAGUGCUUAAGCCAAAUUGGAUGGGUUGGAUGCACUAUGAAACUAUGUAAAGGAAAAGGAAAAAAAAGGAAAUCUAUUUUCAAGUGUUCACAAGGUUGUGUUCUUCUAUCCUCUUUUAUA
Nymphaea colorata (pocket water lily) is the source of this 1142-nucleotide messenger RNA. RefSeq lists its product as uncharacterized. The transcript has a single exon. The coding region runs from base 183 to 890 and encodes 235 amino acids. Lineage: Eukaryota; Viridiplantae; Streptophyta; Magnoliopsida; Nymphaeales; Nymphaeaceae. The record is from RefSeq and is a predicted model, not a curated record. Gene Ontology annotation, biological process: regulation of DNA-templated transcription.